UAAUUAUACAGCCCUACUUUUGUCUUACAUAAUAAAAAUGGCACCAAAGAUUCCAAAAUUCAACUUCAGAGUCAGGGUUAAUCUUUUUGACUUCCUUUCAGAUCUACAGUUUCCAGGACAUGUUAGUGGCUGAGAAUCCAAAGUUGGUCAGCAAGACGGUGAUCGGUCAGAGCUAUGAGGGUCGUCUGCUUAAUGUUCUCAAGUUCAGCACUGGUGGGAGCAACCGUCCCGCUAUCUGGAUCGACACUGGAAUCCACGCCAGAGAGUGGGUCACUCAGGCCAGUGGCGUUGUGUUCGCCAAGAAGAUUGUGACAGAAUAUGGAACAGACUCUGCUCUCACUGAAAUCCUUAACAGAAUGGAUGUUUUCUUAGAGAUGGUGGUCAACCCUGAUGGAUACCACUUCACCCACACCAACAACCGAAUGUGGCGUAAGAACAGGAAGCAGAAUCGGGGCUCCACGUGUGUUGGUGUGGACCUAAACCGGAACUGGAAUGCUGGGUUUGGAGGACAUGGUUCCAGCAACAAUCCAUGCUCAGAGAUCUAUCGUGGAACCAGGGCUCAUUCUGAGCCUGAAGUCAAGUCCAUUGUAAACUUUGUGAGGUCACACGGCAACAUCAAGGCCUUCAUCUCCAUCCAUUCCUACUCACAGAUGCUUUUGUUCCCCUACGGUUACACCAGGAAACCUGCCAAAGACCAGGCUGAGCUGGACCAAGUUGCUCAAAAGGCCAUCACUGCUCUGGCCUCCUUGUAUGGCACCAGCUACAGAUAUGGCAGCAUCAUCACCACUAUCUACCAAUCUAGUGGAGGCUCCAUCGACUGGACCUACAACCAGGGAAUCAAGUACUCCUACACCUUUGAACUGAGGGACACCGGCCACUUUGGCUUCAUCCUUCCUGCCAAUCAAAUUGUUCCCACUGCCAAUGAGACAUGGCUGGCUCUGAAGGUCAUUAUGGAUCACACCUUCAAGAACCCGUACUAAAAGAACAGAGUGAAAGCCUUGAGGCCUUCCAUGUAGUUUUAUUUGCAAAUAUAAAACAAAGAAAAUAAAAAUGCAUACAUUAAAAUAAA
Molecule: messenger RNA, 1069 nt
Organism: Xiphophorus hellerii (green swordtail)
Lineage: Eukaryota; Metazoa; Chordata; Actinopteri; Cyprinodontiformes; Poeciliidae
Product: carboxypeptidase A1-like
Exons: 7
Coding region: 120-980 (286 amino acids)
Biological process (GO): proteolysis
Molecular function (GO): metallocarboxypeptidase activity; zinc ion binding
Source: RefSeq, a predicted model, not a curated record